AUGCAGGAAUUGAGGAAAGGCCUACAGCAGCGCCACAUCCAGAUGAUUGCGCUAGCAGGUACAAUCGGAACUGGCCUCUUCCUCGGUUCAGGGCGAGCGCUAGCAAACGCAGGACCGGCUGGCAUAUUCAUGGGGUACACCUUCAUGGGGCUCCUAAUAUCCGGUGUAACACUCUCGAUCGGAGAGUUGAGUUCCCUCGUUCCACUUAGUGGAGGCGUGAUACGACCAGCUGCUUACUUCGUCGACCCUGCCUUCUCCUUUGCUCAAGGUUGGAACGUGACCUAUCAAUAUCUGAUCUCUAUCCCAGCGGAGAUCUCCGCUGCUUCGGUGAUUGUUCAAUAUUGGAUCACAAUCAAUAAUGCGAUUUGGGUCACCGUUUUCAGUGCUGUGCUCUUCGCGAGCAACCUCUUUCUUGUUCGCAUAUAUGGUGAAGUGGAAUUCACUCUGGCUAUUAUGAAGAUUAUUUUGAUUGUUGGCAUGAACAUCAUGGGGUUAGUGAUCACGACCGGCGGUGGUCCUAACCACAAGCCAAUUGGAUUCAAAUACUGGCACAACCCCGGUCCUUUUGUUCAAUAUCUCGGUGUGCCAGGAUCUUUGGGCCAGUUCAUGGGAUUCUGGACAGUAUUUGUCAAUGCGGCUUACGCAUACUCAUCGGUUGAGACUAUAUCCAUGGCGGCCGCGGAGACAUACGCGCCUCGAAGAAAUAUCCCAAAGGCCGCAAAAAGAGUAUUUGUUAGGGUUGGGUUGUUCUACGUCAUUUCUAUAUUUAUGAUCACUCUUCUGGUUCCCUCAGACGACCCAAUGUUGCUCAGAAGCACCGGGACUGCUGCACAGUCGCCGUUUUUAAUCGCAGCAGAGAGGGCCGGAAUCAGUGUGGUGCCUCAUAUCAUAAACGCACUUGUAUUGAGCAGUGCCUGGAGUUCGGGAAACUCGACUCUCCUGAGCGGUUCAAGAAUUCUCUUUGGUCUCGCCCGCGAGGGUCAAGCCCCAAGAUUCCUGGCCCGUACAAGUCGCUGGGGUGUGCCCUACAUGGGGGUCCUUGCUAUUGGGGUUUGGAUGGCUUUGGGCUAUAUGUCCGUAAGCUCAACCGCAGCGACUGUAUUCACCUGGUUGCAAGAUCUUGUCGCCUGUGCCCAAAUCAUGAGUUGGCUGGUCAUUUGUACGACCUAUCUACGUUUCUAUUACGCGAUGAAGAAACAAGGCAUUCCACGAAGUAGACUACCGUGGGCUGCACCGCUUCAACCUUACGCGGCGUGGAUAACGCUCAUCUCGCUUGCUAUCAUCCUGCUAACGGGGGGUUAUACCACUUUCAUACAUGGGCAUUGGUCCACUGAGACGUUUAUUUCGGCUUACCUUGAUAUUGGUAUCUUCGCUUCUCUAUACUUCGGGUACAAGAUUUGGUAUCGAACCAAGAUUGUCUCCUUGGAGGAGUCACCUGUUGCUCGAUUUGUCGAGAUUGCAGAGAAUGACCCUGAUCCGCCAGAACCUCCAAAGUCCAAGUGGUCGGCUCUCAAUUUCCUGUGGGGUUAA
This is a messenger RNA of Penicillium brevicompactum, 1530 nucleotides long. RefSeq names its product amino acid permease. Gene Ontology annotation, biological process: amino acid transmembrane transport. The transcript is spliced from 6 exons. Gene Ontology annotation, molecular function: amino acid transmembrane transporter activity. NCBI's taxonomy places the organism in Eukaryota, Fungi, Ascomycota, Eurotiomycetes, Eurotiales, Aspergillaceae. Gene Ontology annotation, cellular component: membrane. The record is from RefSeq and is a predicted model, not a curated record. The coding region runs from base 1 to 1530 and encodes 509 amino acids.